AAUCUUGUCUUUUCAUUCGACACUCUGAAAAUACUGGUUUUCCAAAACCUUCCUACGGCUGCACCUGGGGUUGUAACGUAUACCUUCCCUCAAAACUUUCCCGGAAAAUUUCGAGGAGAGAAAAUGGACGAGAAAGUGCAAAUCUCUCUCGACAAGCUACCCGUCAAGAGGUUGGAGUCUAUUGAAGAAAACGGCGCUGAACGCUUCCCUUCUGAUGUGGGAUAUGACGAGAAGCGGCUUUCGCUGAUUCGGCGAAUUGACUUCGCUUGGGCAGUCGAGAAGGACGACAAGAAAAAGCAGAAGAAGAGCUCGAAGGAGACUUCAACGCCAUGGCAGUGGCAGGGCAUGGUGGAGAACUUGCAGUUGGCUCACCAGGAACUUUCUGUCAUUAUAGAUCUCAUAAAUACUGUGGAAGAAAAUGAUGGUGUAACAGUUGCUAGCAUGACUAGGCCAAAGCCAUUACCUAAUGAAGUUCUGUCUGACCUUGCUGUAUCUGCAGCAACCAAGUUACAAUGCUUCCGGCAUCUUAGUAAAUAUUUUAAGCAGUCUGCAAAAGCUUUGGAACAGCAGGUAGCUAGAGAAGCAAGAUUCUAUGGUGCUUUAAUCAGAUUGCAGCAGAACUGGAAAGUUAAACGGCAGCGUGUUGCAGUUUCAUCUUCUGGAAAUGAAGGCUUCACCAUUGACCUUUUUGACAAUACAUUACAUGAUCCAGCAUCUGUGUUUCGCCCAUCUUCAUUGUCAAUGGUUCGUGUUGACCAUGACCCAGCUGGCAUGCUGGCCAUAAAUUUACCUCCAAGUUCCUGUCGUUCUCUUCAGUUUGGUUUUGUUGGUGCUCAUCCAUGUGAUGGUAUUGAAUCAAGUAAAACGAAAAGUCAUCACUCACAGCAGGAUUACUCAAGGGAAACUGAGAAAGAACCAGUCAAUGAUGAUGAGUGCAUUAGAGAAACACAUUCACUCCUUCGUGAAGUUCAUCAAGCUAUCUUUGAUGAGCAGGUAUUUGAUUUGGUGAAUCGUGAAGCAUUUAACCAAUCUUUAGGAGCCAAUGUGACAGGAAUAAGAGAGAAUUAUUUGCAAUUAAGUAUAGGUCAAGAAUACUCGGUAUUCAUAUCCCUUGUGCCAUCUGGUCAAGGAGAUCAAACAGUUAAUGGUGCAGGAACCGAAGAUUUAGAAAAUGCAAUUUUACCUUUGGACACAUUGGACGGGGUGAAGUUACCAGAUGAGAAACCUGAUACCUUUAAGAAGUCAGGAAUUCCCAAUAGCAUAAGUUAUGAAAUAUAUCUGCAACAGAUUUUUCAUGAUCAUGUAUUUGUAAGAGCAACGGAUAAACCUGUUUCAAGUAGUACUCCUCAUUUAUCUGGUCAAUCAGCAAAGGAACAUUCAGGUCUUCUAGGUCAUUUCUGUAUGUCUUUGGCUCAUAGAAUCUUUUCUAACAAAGUUCUCAUGGAGCUGGAAAAUGUGGUUUCUGGGGUUCAAUAUCUUCAGUUGAUAUCUCAUCCUACUUGGCAUUCUCGCACAUCAUCAUGGACACUCGUCAUGAACAUUCCAGAAUCUAUUCUACAUGCAGGCUGCCAAAACCUAACAUCAGAAUUGAAUCACACAAAGAAUGUUACUAAGACUCUCUUUCGGACUAAGGUGGUUGUAAUCAAUGAUUGCAUACAUAUAGAAGGGAAAGGUGCUCCAAAUGUUAUUGGUCCCUUCAAAGGGAAUACUCAGGAAAAGAGUUCAAUGAACAGAUAUGAAUGUGACUUGGCAGAUCUUCCUCUGAUAAUUUUACAGCAGGUUGCAAGCCAGAUUAUUCGUUGGCUGCAUGAGGAAGCUCUUAUGGUUGGAAUAAAGGUUAACCGAGACUUUCUAUGUUUAUCAUUUGAGCUGGAUCAAGGUGAAACAGUCAGCUUGUUGGCACAUGUAGACCCAGAAGAUGCUCAAGGAUGCAUAUCAUGGUGGUUGGUUAUGGAGGAUGGUCUCGCAGAGGAACGGAAACUUCAUAUGGACAUCUCUGAUGGUUCUUCUGAAUAUAGGAAGUUCUUAGGUUACUUAUCAUUGGAUGUGUUAUAUUCAACAUUGAUGGACUUGGUAAGUUUGUGCAGUGGACGUUGUAGCUAGCGACAAUGUGCAUGCUUGCUUUGCGCUAGGCUGUUAAGGCCUUUUUAAAAUGGUCAAAUAUCAAACUGUCACGUUAAAUAUACGACACUUUCUUUUUCUUU
This is a messenger RNA of Ziziphus jujuba (common jujube), 2204 nucleotides long. Its product is annotated as mediator of RNA polymerase II transcription subunit 17. NCBI's taxonomy places the organism in Eukaryota, Viridiplantae, Streptophyta, Magnoliopsida, Rosales, Rhamnaceae. The record is from RefSeq and is a predicted model, not a curated record. Bases 124 to 2103 code for a protein of 659 amino acids. Gene Ontology annotation, biological process: regulation of transcription by RNA polymerase II. The transcript has 8 exons. Gene Ontology annotation, cellular component: mediator complex; core mediator complex. Gene Ontology annotation, molecular function: transcription coregulator activity.